Molecule: messenger RNA, 2117 nt
Organism: Larimichthys crocea (large yellow croaker)
Lineage: Eukaryota; Metazoa; Chordata; Actinopteri; Sciaenidae
Exons: 8
Coding region: 808-1908 (366 amino acids)
Biological process (GO): neutrophil-mediated killing of gram-negative bacterium; chemokine production; neutrophil chemotaxis
Source: RefSeq, a predicted model, not a curated record
CAUGUUUAUUUCUGCUGUGAAGUUGGACAUUUGGACAUGGGGACUUAUGGAGACUGACUCACUUCUGGAGCCAGCCUCAAGUGGACGACAAGAGGAACUAGAAUAGAAACUUUAUUGAUCCCUCAAUGGGAAGUUCCAUGUGUUUUACCCGGAAUACAACCACACACACACAAAGGACUCAGGGAGAUGCAAAUAUGGAGAGAUGGUGAAGUGAUGAGCAGCCACACCCUGGGAGCAGUUAGGGGUUCUUUCUCAAGGGAAGGCAGUGGCCCGGAGGUGAACAGGCACCUCUCCAGCUGCCAGUCUAUCUUCUAUACUUUGGUCUUUGCCAGACUUGAACCGGCCACCCUCCGAGCCAAAUCCAGACUGAACCACUCCCGCCCCCAACUGCAGUUAUGCAGAUUUUUACUUUGCUAUUUUCUUUUGUUGCUUCAUAUUACAAAAUAAAACCAGACAUUAUUCUAAAUAUUAAUCCGCCUGUGUGAUGUUGAAAGAUUUUUCAUUCGUAUUGUCCUGAAUCACAAACACUGUUUAAAAUUAUUCUUGCAAUUUUGAACAGAUUAAACUGAUGACGUAUAACUUAAUAAUGGAACAAAAACGACUAAAAUAAACUAAACAUGUGACAUUAAUGCAGCUUUAAGAUACAAACAAGCCUGAUAACUGAGCCUGCAGUGUAAAGACAGAGUCAUGAAAAGGGGAGGAGGGUUAAGUGUGUGUUGUUUGGAGGAGGGACUCCAUCAUUUAGAGAAGUUCCUGGUUUACCAGUGAAGAAAGAAGAGGCAGUCUAAAACCACCAGAGGCUCAAACAUGAACGUCCGUCACACUUUGAUCUGCUUCUUCUUCCUCUCUGGAAACACUGGUCUCAUCAACACAGAGAUUAUUACAAUGAAGGAGGGAGAAAACUUCAGACAUGAGUGCAAAUUCUUUUUCUCUGGAAGUUGCCAGGCCUUCGAUAAAGAAGGCAACAACAAAGCUGAGCCUGGCAGAUGCAGCAUUGAAUUUACACCAGAACCCAUUUCUUCAGUUCUGUAUGUGAGCAUCACAAACCUGAUCAAGUCUGACUCAGGGAAGUACAGAUGUGUUUUGAAAAGAGAUUAUUUUCUAGAAUCAACCGAGGAGUUUGAGCUCAGAGUUGAAGAUGCUGAAAACACUGGUCGCAACACCGAGGGGAUCACCAUUAUUACCGGAAAUGAGGGGGGAAACAUCGGACAUGAGUGCACAUUUACUUUCUCUGGAAGUCGGAAGGCCGGUCUCAUUGAAACAGAGGAGGACAAAGCUGAGCGUGGCAGAUACAGCAUUGAACUUUCACCAGAACCCACUUAUCUGUAUGCGAGCAUCACAAACCUGAUGGAGUCUGACUCAGGCUUGUACAAGUGUAUUUUGGACCCUCUUCAUUCAACCGACACGUUUGAGAUCAGAGUUGUCCCAUAUAGAGCUGGAGGUAUUCUGCUGUAUGUGUGUCUGAUCCUGGUCAUCGUGGUCCUCGUAUCAUCGACAGCUGUGCUGAUAUACUGCAGGACGAGGGCUAGCAAAGCAAAAGGACCUCCUGAGGAAACAGAGUAUGCCAGUGUCACAGAGGCCGGCCCAGUGUAUGAGGAGAUCAGAGAGGAGGACGGAUGGAACAGAUCUCCUCCUGUAGAAAUAUCUACAGUUUACACUUACGCCAAAUUUGACAAACCAAAUGCAGCUGAAGGCUCAGAUGACUACAGCUUUGUUACUGCAGCUCAAAAGGAAACCGAAGACAACUCGAGUAAACCCACCUACUCUGUGGUCGAUUCGUCCAACGGUGCCCCUGCCUCGCUCAACAGUGCCCCUCCAGGUGAUGCCGAUGAUGUCGUCACACCUGGGCCUGGGGUUGCAGCGAACUUGGAUGGCCACCACGAUGAACAUCCUUCAACCCCUUUGUAAAAAAAAAAAAAAAAAAUGUAUGAAAACUGUUCAGUGAACUGACUACAUUUUUUUUAAGGGUUAUCUCAAUUUAAAAUUAAACUAUGUCAGUGAUAGCGAACAUUGAAGUCCAUGUACAGUGGUCCCUCGUUUAUCGCGGUGGAUAUGUUCUAAAAAUAACCCGCAAUAGAUGAAAUCCGCAAAGUAAGUUUUACAAUUAUUAUACAUGU